AUGGACCGAGCCGACGCCUCAGUGUUGCGCAGACACCACACCAAGCUCGCCCAGGUGGUGCACAACUUCUUUGUCAAGGCAGCCACGGUGAUCGCUGACGCCCGAGCGCCGCCACCACCGCCACUAGCGGAACACAGCGACGACCACGACCGGCCCAACCGCUGGUUCAACUUGGUGACGGCGUCCCAGUUAGGCCCCCACGUGUCGUCGCAGGACUGGGCCAAGUGGAAGGACGCUCCCCUCGACCAGGUGCCGCCCAUGAUCAUCGAAGUGUGCCUAGACCUCCGCAAAUUGAGCCCCGAACACGUGUUGGUGGUGUACGACGACGACGGUGCUACCUGGCAGGUAUCCCGCAAGAAUAAGCAGGAAGUGGUGCUUGAACGAUGGCUUGUGGAGUUCGAUCCUCAGGAGCGCGAGGACGCCGACUUGCCCCUUGUCUACAAGCACGCCAUCGUCUUGUUUCGCCUGUUAUACCUGCUUGUACGCCUCAUGCCUGCUGCCCCAUUAGCCCGCGCCGGCAAUAACGUCGACAUCACCGUCAAAAUCAUCGACGGGCGCCACCCCAUUUCUUCAAAAGGCCGGAUAGGCCUCUCCAAACCAAUCAUGGUCAACUCCAGCCAACACAAGAAGCUGGACCACAUCAGCCACCGCACAUUCCGCCCGAUAAUGACCAACGAGGGCACCCUCCGCAUCAGCACCGCCUACCGCACCCGGUGCAGGUUUGGCAUCGGCACUAUGCCUGACACGGCGCCAGCAGUACUGGAACAACCACCCACCACCACGGCCGAAACCACCUCAGCGCCACCACAACCACCAGUACUGGAACCGGUGCGGGCGACGCUGAGCGUGAGUCCGUGCACUCUGUGUCCGGGGGUUGACCACCAGGGACUGCCCCAACCACAACCCAUCGCCGUCAAGCUGACGAUCCAGCCGUUCCGCAUCGGUAGUCUCUCGACGCUGCCGCCACCGCUGACCUACGGCACUAGCAUUGGCACUCCCCCCGCCGACAGGCGCGUGCUGAUUGCUCUGAACCGGCUGAAUGCGCUGUUGGCAGCCAUGCUUCGUCAGCAGCGUAACCUGAGUUCACUGACCCAGCUGGCAGUACCCAUCACCGCUACCAUCGCCAUCCCCCGGCUGGUGCUGCUGCAGCACCAUUUCGACGGUCCCACUCCCGAGCUGCUGGCCAGCAACACUCCGCGGUUCCUGUCGCUGUUUGGCCUGCGCAACCGUCGUCUUUCUACGACCAGGCCUCAGGACUCACUCAUCUUAGGCACCAGUGCCGGGCUGGCGGUGCUGGGGGUGGGACUGGCCGGCAUCAGCGCAAAUGCGGGAGACGCCGACGCCGACGACAUUUCGGGGUUUGUCCGCAUGAUUGAUCUGAAGCAAGACCUUCGGUUUGGUCUGACGCCGGCGCUGACCGACCCAUUGAACAAGUACGCGCUGCUUCGCGCCCACCACCAGCAAUUGGGCGACUCGGUGAACGCGCUGGUGUUCUAUCUUCAGAGCCAUCAGCAGGGCAGCGCCCGCAAGCUAUCAGCACACUCAGCGGUGUCGCAUCUGCCUCCUGGCAGUUACCCUGAAGCGUCGCCAUUUCCUAGCAUCGGCCAGCGUCUAAUCCAGCUGGGCAGCGACUGCGCUGGCAGUGGUAGUGGGGCUAGUGGCGCCAGCGCUACCAGUGCCACCAGCGCUGCUGGCAUCACUCGCAACCGCCGCCGAACAUCAUCACUGCUAGCAUACGCCCCGCCACCAGUAUCGCUUCUCCGCCUGCCGCGGCGGCCGCCGCUGGCGUCGCCUCCGCCCGCCACUGCUCCCACGCCGACGCUGGAGAAACCCCCCAUCCACUACGAAAACGUAUUUGACGACGAUGACGACACGGCGCUGCAGUCGUCUAAACCCCACUGCCGUGCCCCCGACGACGACGACGACUUGUUAUUCACCAUGAGCGACAUGAGCCUCAGUAAACACCUCUAG
Messenger RNA from Diutina rugosa, 1971 nucleotides. RefSeq names its product serine/threonine protein kinase regulatory subunit. Gene Ontology annotation, biological process: autophagosome assembly; piecemeal microautophagy of the nucleus; mitophagy. Gene Ontology annotation, cellular component: Atg1/ULK1 kinase complex; cytosol; extrinsic component of membrane. The record is from RefSeq and is a predicted model, not a curated record. Bases 1 to 1971 code for a protein of 656 amino acids. NCBI's taxonomy places the organism in Eukaryota, Fungi, Ascomycota, Pichiomycetes, Serinales, Debaryomycetaceae. The transcript has a single exon.